UAAAUUUGUUUGAACCUUGGAAGAUAGUUACUCCCAAAGAUUAUGAUGCUAAAGGAACGAUUUUUAUAAAGAUUGACCAAGAUUUGAGGUUAUUUUCAGUGAAAUUGUGAGAAUACUUAUACAAGGAGAUGGACUUGGACAGUACCUGAUAUGAUCCUCAGAUCCUGUUUGAGGAGAUACCUAGCUAAUAGUGACUGAGGAGAAGAUUGAGAUUUCUCCUAUUUCUCAAAUUCCAGCAGAUUCUUUAUGUAUAUAUCGUCUCAAGAUGAACACUUCAUCAGAGCUAGAUGGUAUGAAAUUAGAGAUUUCAUCAGCUACAAAUUCAAGACUGUUCUUAUUUACUAAAACAGUUAGCUCUAAUUAUAAAGGAGAGCUUCGUGAGUCUGGAAAAUCUUGUUUUUCAAAGAGAUAUUUUAAAUAUCAAAAAUAUGAAAGAGAUAUCAACUUAUUGGUGCUUCCACAAGAUGGCCAGCAAGCUAGCUUUCCAUUGACCGCUAAAAUUAUCUCAGAGAGUAAAAAUAAGCCAACCUCAAAGUGGCUUACCAUAGCUUUACCCAUACUUGGAGUGUUUGCAUUUAUCUCAAUAUGUGGUGGCUUCUGUAUUUAUGCAAAGAGAAAGCAAGCUCAACAGGAAGCCAUAGCUGAAGGAAGAGACAAUAUCCAAUCCUCAAAAGCAAGUUUUCCUUCCUUUCCCACACAACUUCCUCUCCAAUGAUAUGACUCUCUUGCCAAAACCCUAAAUCCCAGAGCUGAGGAUAACAACAGAACUACCAUAUCAGAAGACUACAUCUACUCACAGUUAUUAUCCAAGCCUAAACUUCAUUAA
This is a messenger RNA of Moneuplotes crassus, 826 nucleotides long. Lineage: Eukaryota; Ciliophora; Spirotrichea; Euplotida; Euplotidae. The record is from the annotation of a GenBank genome assembly.